GCUCUCAUGUUUGACGAGUGCAUGCGGUCGGCAGUAUAAAAGCAUUUUGAGCUUUCUCAAAAAGCAUAACCAGCUCACAGUUCCUCUUGCAAGCAUCAGCAGCGAUCAUGGUUUCUCAACUGUUCUUUUUACUCAUCAGUGCUCUAGCACUAGGAGCCAAUGCAGGAGUUACGGAUAAAUUGGUUGGCGCAAAAAACGCCGACAUUGCUGAAUUCCCAUACCAAGUGUCCCUGCGUUUAGGAAGAAAACACUUUUGUGGAGGUGCACUGAUCACCAAGAAGCACGUACUGACAGCAGCUCACUGUGUCGCCGCCGUCAAGAGCACUGGCUUGAGCAGGUUGUCUGCCGUUGUCGGUACCAACAGUGUAUCCAGUGGUGGAUCGACAUACAGAAUCAAAGCUCUGUCUUCGCAUCCGAACUACGUCAGCAAGCCAAAUCCUGACUGGAUGUACGACAUCGGUGUGAUCACUCUUACUUCUGAAGUCAAACUGUCGAGUCGUGUGGCUUUAGUCAAGCUUCCCACGAAAGACGUCACUAUCGGUGACGAAGCUGUCGUCUCUGGAUGGGGAACCAUGCUCAGGCCAACCUCGCCUAUAUCGCAGAGCCUCCAAAAAUUAACUGUUAACGUUAUCAGCACUGAGCAAUGCAGAAAGGACAUGCCUUCCUGGGCAACAGUCCACUCAACCUACGUCUGCACAUUCGUCAAGAAAGGAGCUGGUGCUUGCUCUGGUGACAGUGGCGGCCCAUUGGUAGCCAACGACGAAAUCAUCGGUGUUGUGUCUGGAGGAAUUCCUUGUGCUGUUGGUUAUCCAGAUGUUUUCACGAACGUCUACAAGUACCUGAGUUACGUGAACAAGAUCAUCGAUCAAUAAAGACUGACUGAUGCUUGUUAAUACACCUGUAUUUAUUAUGCGAAGCGUUAAUAAAAAUAUUUAUUUAUUUAUUUUCUAAACUA
Nasonia vitripennis (jewel wasp) is the source of this 955-nucleotide messenger RNA. RefSeq names its product chymotrypsin-2. NCBI's taxonomy places the organism in Eukaryota, Metazoa, Arthropoda, Insecta, Hymenoptera, Pteromalidae. Gene Ontology annotation, molecular function: serine-type endopeptidase activity. Gene Ontology annotation, biological process: proteolysis. The coding region runs from base 108 to 872 and encodes 254 amino acids. The transcript has 3 exons. The record is from RefSeq and is a predicted model, not a curated record.